Molecule: messenger RNA, 768 nt
Organism: Botrytis sinoallii
Lineage: Eukaryota; Fungi; Ascomycota; Leotiomycetes; Helotiales; Sclerotiniaceae
Exons: 4
Coding region: 1-768 (255 amino acids)
Molecular function (GO): hydrolase activity
Source: RefSeq, a predicted model, not a curated record
AUGCAAUCGAUCGACGGCCACAGCGCCGCAUGCUGCAACAUCCCACCGGUCGUUUCAAAAGGAUAUACUCCUAAAGGUACCUACGAAACUAUUGGCGGUCUGAAAACUUAUGUUUCUGGGCCGCCAUCUGCGAAGAAAGCCAUACUGGUCAUCUACGAUAUCUUUGGAUACUAUCCACAAACCAUUCAAGGAGCAGAUAUCCUGGCUCAAGGAUCGGGGGAGGAAUAUCAAGUCUUCAUGCCGGAUUUCUUCGAAGGAGAACCAGCGAAGAUUGAGUGGUAUCCGCCUGUGACUGAUGAACAAAUGAAAUCACUCAUGGAUUGGUUUGCUCCGAGGAAACCAAAUAUCGCAAUUGAGAGAAUCCCGAGUAUCUUGAGGAAUAUUGAAGAGAAAUAUGGAGAGAAAAGUUGGGGUGCUGUGGGGUACUGCUGGGGCGGGAAAGUCAUCGCCAUCACAUCCGGUGCAAAUAGUCCAUGGAAGGUAUCAGCUCAGCUGCAUCCCGGUAUGAUGGAUGUAGAAGACGCGGGGAAGAUUGCGAUUCCUCACGCGGUGUUAGCGUCGGAGGAGGAAAGGAAAGAUAUGGAUGCUUAUGAGAAAGAGUUGAAGGUGGAGAAAUAUGUUGAGACGUUUAAGGAUCAGGUACAUGGAUUUUUGAGUGCGAGGGCGGAUUUGGAGGAUGAGGUGAAGAGGAGGGAAUAUGAGAGGGCUUAUGGGGUUUUGGUGGAGUGGUUUGGGAAAUUUUUGUGGUUGUCGUCUGGUGUACAUUAG